Rotaria socialis is the source of this 726-nucleotide messenger RNA. The record is from the annotation of a GenBank genome assembly. Lineage: Eukaryota; Metazoa; Rotifera; Eurotatoria; Philodinida; Philodinidae.
AUGUCAAAUCAAUCAAAAAAAGCAAACUUAUUUGAUCGUUCCGAGAAAGACUCAAGCCCUCUUUCUCGAGUUGUCUUCUCAUUUCUACGUGCUGUUGAUCCAUAUCUACAAUACCUCUUGCUUUUCCAAGGAUAUGGUCCACAGAUCCUCUCCAAAGCCGGUAUUGUUGCCGUACCAGCUGGACCUACAGGCACAGCGCUGGUCGCUAUGGCAGCCGGUUGUGCCGUGAAGCAGAUUAUUAACAUGACCUUCAUUUUGGAAGCAAAAAUACCUUAUUCUGGUGUUAUACUCAUAUGUAUUUAUAAUACAGUGCUCAACUCUGCUGCUUCAUUAUCGUCUUUUAUCUAUGGUCCAUCAGAUCAAUUAGGUACUUUACAAUAUGUUGGUAUUUCUAUGUUUACAGUAGGCAUUUUCACUGAACUGAUUUCGGAAAUUCAACGUAAACAAUUCAAAGAUAAACCAGAAAAUAAAGGCAAAGUCUUCACAGGUGGCUUAUUUUCCCUUGCGCGCCAUAUUAAUUAUGGUGGUUACACACUAUGGCGCACGGGAUUUGCUCUAACAAGUGGAAAUUACUGGUUAGCAGCCUUACAAUUUACUUGGCAUAUGUUAGAUUUUACGAAACGAGCUGUGCCUGAAUUAGGGGAUUAUUGUAGGAACAGAUAUGGCGAAGACUGGAAGAAGUAUGAACGUGAUGUUCCAAAUAUUUUGUUUCCUUAUGUUUGGUAA